Messenger RNA from Podospora bellae-mahoneyi, 876 nucleotides. Lineage: Eukaryota; Fungi; Ascomycota; Sordariomycetes; Sordariales; Podosporaceae. The record is from the annotation of a RefSeq genome assembly.
AUGCAAACAAGCUAUAGUUCUGAUUUUAAGAAUUUAGCUAAAGCUGAUAACCAACCAGUAGCCCUACGAAGUCUGCAAGAAAUUUUUAAAUAUGAAAAAACUCUAACUAAAUCUUUUUUAAUUAAAAACUUAAGACUUCUUAGAAAAUAUAAAUUAAGACUAAAUCUUAAUAAAUAUAAAUUUGAAGAAAAACUUUUAUAUAAAUUGAAAAAUUUUAUAGUAAAAUAUUAUAAUAAGAAAGUUGAAUUUAAUAUUGUAAAUAUUAGAUCGGUGGUAUUUCAUAGUGAUUUUUUCACUAAUAUUUUACUAUCUAAAUUAAAAAAUAGAAGAGCUAAUAUAUUAAGAACGAUGGAUACUAUUUUAAAUAAGGUAGUUUUACCUAAAGUAAAUAGAAUAAUAGAAAAAAGUUUUCAUAUAAAAGGUAUAGAUUUUAAAUUAUUAGAAAAUAAAUAUCUAAAUACUAAAAUAAGUUAUAUACUUAGAGGGGGCAAGCUCGAUAAGAAUUUAUCUAAAUUCUUAAAUAAGUUAUUUUAUAACGUUAUGAGUGCCGCUGCCACAGCAGCAGCUUCACACCAGUGCCUUAAUAAAGAUUAUUUAAAAAUAUAUGAAAUAAUUUUUAAUUCUAUAAAUUAUAAAAAUAUGGGCGGUGUAAGAUUAGAAGCUAAAGGUAGAUUAACUAAACGAUAUAGAGCAGAUAGAUCUCAAUUUAAAGUAAGGUGGAAAGGAGGUUUGAAAAACAUUGAUUCUUCAUAUAAAGGAUUAUCAUCUAUAAAUAUGAGAGGUUUUGUUAAACCUAAUAUUGAUUAUUCAAUACUAGCAUAUAAACGUCGGAUUGGUGCUUUUGCAGUAAAAGGUUGAGUGUCAGGUAAAUCUUAG